Molecule: messenger RNA, 4494 nt
Organism: Acinonyx jubatus (cheetah)
Lineage: Eukaryota; Metazoa; Chordata; Mammalia; Carnivora; Felidae
Gene: TBCEL
Product: tubulin folding cofactor E like
Exons: 9
Coding region: 273-1547 (424 amino acids)
Biological process (GO): protein folding
Molecular function (GO): alpha-tubulin binding
Source: RefSeq, a predicted model, not a curated record
GGACGAGGUGAAGCGGAGCCGGGCCGGGGCCGGCCGGGACCAGGCCGGAGGCCGAGCGGCGGCGGCGUCGGCGGUGGCCGGGAGGGGGGAGGAGAGGCGCAGCCCGUGGAGCCGCCGCAGCAGCUCCCCCGCCUCCCGGGCUGAGGGAAUGCAUGAUUUCAUAGGAUAUAGACAACUGGCUUAAGCCAACAUUUCUGGACAGUAAGAAACUGCAAAUCAAGGAAGAAGUGCUUAGAAAUAUUUUCACAUAAAGAGAAUUUUAGGAAAGGAAGAUGGAUCAACCUAGUGGAAGGAGUUUUAUGCAAGUAUUAUGUGAAAAAUAUAGUCCUGAAAACUUUCCUUACCGUCGUGGUCCUGGGAUGGGAGUCCACGUCCCAGCCACACCUCAGGGCUCUCCUAUGAAAGAUCGCCUCAACCUCCCAAGUGUACUGGUGUUGAACAGCUGUGGAAUAACAUGUGCAGGAGAUGAAAAAGAAAUUGCUGCCUUCUGUGCUCAUGUGUCGGAACUAGAUCUUUCUGACAACAAACUCGAAGACUGGCAUGAGGUCAGUAAAAUUGUGUCAAAUGUUCCCCAGUUGGAGUUUCUAAACCUGAGUUCCAACCCUCUGAAUUUGUCGGUUUUAGAAAGAACAUGUGCUGGGUCCUUCUCUGGGGUUCGCAAACUUGUCCUCAACAACAGCAAAGCUUCUUGGGAGACGGUCCACACGAUACUGCAGGAGUUACCCGAUUUGGAGGAGCUCUUCCUGUGCCUUAACGACUAUGAAACAGUGUCUUGUCCUUCUAUUUGCUGUCAUUCUCUUAAGCUACUACAUAUAACAGACAAUAACCUCCAAGACUGGACUGAAAUACGAAAGUUAGGAGUUAUGUUUCCUUCACUGGAUACUCUCGUCCUGGCGAACAAUCAUUUGAAUGCUAUUGAGGAGCCUGAUGAUUCACUGGCCAGGUUGUUUCCUAAUCUACGAUCCAUCAGCCUCCACAAGUCAGGUUUGCAGUCCUGGGAAGACAUUGACAAACUAAAUUCAUUCCCCAAACUUGAAGAAGUGAGAUUAUUAGGAAUUCCUCUUCUGCAGCCCUAUACCACCGAGGAGCGGAGGAAAUUGGUAAUAGCCAGAUUGCCAUCCGUCUCCAAACUUAAUGGCAGUGUUGUUACUGAUGGUGAGCGAGAAGAUUCGGAGAGAUUUUUUAUCCGUUACUAUGUGGAUGUUCCACAGGAAGAAGUGCCAUUCAGGUAUCAUGAACUGAUUACAAAAUACGGGAAGUUGGAGCCUUUGGCAGAAGUGGACCUAAGACCCCAGAGCAGCGCGAAAGUAGAAGUCCACUUCAACGAUCAGGUGGAAGAAAUGAGCAUUCGUCUGGACCAAACAGUUGCAGAACUAAAGAAACAAUUAAAAACUCUAGUGCAGUUACCCACGAGCAACAUGCUUCUCUACUAUUUUGACCACGAAGCACCUUUUGGCCCAGAGGAAAUGAAGUACAGCUCUCGCGCAUUGCAUUCUUUUGGCAUUAGGGAUGGAGAUAAAAUUUAUGUGGAAUCCAAAACAAAAUAACCUCUACCAGCCUUGUAAAAACACAUACAUAAGGACUUCUUGCAGGGCAUUUGUUCCCAAUGGUUUUCUUUAGGAGGGAGAAGGUUGUUUUCGUUUCGUUUUGUUUUGUUUCAGUUUCAGGGGGGUUUUGUAUAUUUUUCCCCCUAGGACGGGUAGGGGACUGUUUUUGGUAUUUUCUACCACAGAUUUCUUCAGCUCAGCCAGCAGAAUUGGCCACAUCUCCAGUCCACCCGCCCUCCCUCCCUCACGAAAGAUGACCAGGAAGCCGCCGUGUCCGUACCGUGUUCACUGGGACGUGCCUGCCGCGUGGUCGUCCUGACUGCUUCGGGAUGCUUGUGGAAAGAGCACGAACAGUGUGUCCCCCGCAGGAGGGUAACUUGACUAUUUAAAUCUGGAGCAGGGAUCUUUCCAGGAAGGGCCAGCAUUUCUCUCCCCCCGUUCUUCCGCGUUCCCUCGUUCUCCCUCCUUUCCUGUUGUGGUUCAGUUUUUCACUUUGACUAGCGUCAGCCCCUGUUUACCUAGUAGCUUCAUUCUGUCUAUAAGUAACUUCUCAUUUCUCAGUGUGGGCGGGGUUUUUUCUUCAUUUCUCCCUUUUGAAACAAUUUCAUGUUUUAAGCAUUUUUCAACCUGAUCCUGAUCUCAGGUACUCAGUUAGCACCUAUAAUUCUGUUAGGAUCUGGAAGAGGAGCAGACGGAGAGUUAAAACUCCAGGAAAACUUCCUGUUCGGCAGCACAGGCAGAGCAGCCUGGUCUCUGUACGCAACAGUGUCCACGUGGCUGUUCGCACACACUGUAUCAACCCUCACGUCCAUAGUAUGAAAUAUGUCGCAUUCCCGAGUUCGAAUGUAUUUCCUCAUAUCUAGCUAUCUUUUUCCUGACCUUAAACUACUGGGACCAGAGGCCUGACUUUAGGAAGGACCCAAAAAAGUAAUGGAUGUCCGUGCCAGGAGAGUUGAGAAUUAGCUAACAGACGGUCUGUGGCGUGUGUGAGGGAGCAGCGUAGGAGAAAAGUCGGGUCGUACAGGAGAAAGAGAGUGUCGUGGCUUUCCUGCCUGUGUCGUCAUUUGAAGUCCUUGCUCUUGCACUUUGCGUCAAAAGUGGGAAAUUUUAAUCAAAGGGAGUUUUGAUUCCCGGUUCUUCCCUGGGAUUUUGUGAUGUCGUAACUGAACAGUUCUUUUUGUUUUACGUUUCCACUUAGUCGCCCCUCCUGAAGAACAACUCUGCCUAAUCUAUGAGUAAAGUCUAAGUGUCAAAACUCCAGAAUUGCCUCCAAGUCAUAUUUUUUGCAGAAGCAUAUUUAAAGCACUUUUCUUUAAAAGCUGGUUCCUCACCUGCUCUGAAAUCUUUGUGUUUGUUCUUGUAGUCCUUUGUUAAUCAGUGUACUCCCUUUCUUUAAUGUAUGUCUUUCUUGGUCCACCAUGUUUACACUUGGGAGACUUGAGGAAGGCUUAGCAUAACUAAGGGCAGGAGAUGUGCACAUAAAAAAGAAGGUAUGUUCUUUUUCGAAGAAUGUAAUCAUUAUCUGAUUGCAUUUGACUUUUUGACCUUCGUUACAGGAUUCCACCGCUCCUACAAAUUGUUUAAUUUCGUAAGAAGUUUUUAGGUGACUCUUAUAAAAUCCUUCACAUCUGCAGAGUUGUGAUUCUUAUUGCUAGUUUAAAUUUUUUUCCUAUGCCAUAACAGCAGAUGUUUAUUCUCUUAAUGCACUUCAGGUUCAGUGUCUGUAAAGCCUCUGACCCAGGCCUACUGAGUCAAAUCUACGUUCACUGUAACAUUAAAGGUGGAAACCAAAGGGUUUGAGAAAGAUGAAUGAAGCCCAUCCUCCUGCUGCAAGACUCUAUCUUUCAAAAUCAGAAGAAUGAGCAAUGGAGAUCGGGGCUGGGUAUAAACAAGAAUAAUUAUUUUGCAGUCACAUUUUCCUGACAGAUUUUUGGAAGUGGGGAAAAAAGCGUGGCAACAGUGUCAUGAAGACAAAAACUGUGGGUGCUUUGUGUAUGUGUGCAUGAGUGCCGACGAGUUUGAAAGAGAAACCAUGUAAUGGAGCCCAUUGCUUUCGUCAGCCUGGGAGACAGAUGCACUCUUAUUUUUUGAGGUUAUAUAUGACCCCUGACUGUCCCGCAGCAGAAGGCAGAGCAAACACUUCUGUUAUGCUUUAAUCAUAAGUGGAAUGGUCACAACUAAUGAGCUAUUUUAUAUAUGACAAAGUUUUAUGAAAUGCUUUUUUACUAUUAGAGACCUGUUCCUUCUGUUACGACAGAACACAGCGUCCAUCAACUGCAGGCAUAAUUCCCCUAUUAUACAGUUGCAUGUCAGGGGAACUUCUCAUCUAAUGCAGUGGAUGUGGGUAUUUUUAGGGCAUUGUAAUUGAUGGUUUUAAUAAUUGCUGAAUACUUUUUGAUUGAGAUGAAAUCUAUCACAAUUACUGGUCUUUUAGAGCUACAGAACAGAAGUAAAAGAGAGAAGCUAUUUGAGCAUGUGUACCUGUAGAUUUAUUUGGGUGGCUGAGUAAAGAUGCUGCUUUUGAAAUAAAAUCGGUGCUGUGCAGACACUUGUAACCAAAAUUAUUUUUGUAACAGGCCGGAAAGGAGACAAGAGACCGUGGACCUUUGAGCCUAAUUGUUAUGCAUAAUUGAUUGCUGCAGCUUAUGUAUUUUAAUAUUGACUUCCUCCAUCCACAUGCAGUGAGAGCAUAUUAUUGGCAUUUAUGAGGCAAAAUGCUGUCAGAGCCAGUGUUACAGAUAUUUCGCUGCCGGCGCAGUGUGUAGGACAUACCUGUCCUCAACUAGAAAUUCUUUUCGGUUAUGAAAAGGGAAAGGAAUGAUAGAAGAAAAAGGCAGAUCAAAACCGAGGGGUCCUCCGUGCUCACAAGUAGCUGCUGAGGCCACAACAGAGAUCAGUUUUCUUUUUAAUUGAAUUGUUGAAAUAUCCCAGACUGCUUUAAAGGAGA